UCCUCUCCUCCUCCCCUUCUUCUCCUGCCCCACGAAACAGAGAGAAGAGAAGAGGAGAGGAGAGGAGAGGAGCCCUCGACCCCGCCGCCGCAAGCCCUCGUCUCCGAUCCCGCCGUCGCCGUCGCAGCCAUGCCGUUCACCCCGGGACCCUACUCCGGCAAGAGCACCCUCGCACUCGUGGCCAGGGUCUCCGCGGUCGGCAUCGGCGUCGUCUACGGCUCCGUCAAGCUCGGCAUCCUCAAGAUGACCAAGCCCAAGGAGGAAGCAGCUGCUCACCACUGAGGAUGAGGACAAGUAGCUCCAGCGGGUUGACGCCGUAGAUUCAACAAUGUACCUUCUGUACGCGCAUUCGGAUCUGUGAUUUGUGUAUGAAACCCAAAAAAACCCAAGCCCAUGUGGGAGCUGAACCUUAGUUUUUUUUUUUGCUUGUGGAAAAUAAUAUCCUCGGCUGAAUCGACUUGAAAUCAGGAAAGAGUGAAAAUUAAUAUCUUUUGGUGUGGUGCUGUGAUUCAAA
Molecule: messenger RNA, 514 nt
Organism: Hordeum vulgare subsp. vulgare (domesticated barley)
Lineage: Eukaryota; Viridiplantae; Streptophyta; Magnoliopsida; Poales; Poaceae
Exons: 3
Coding region: 130-282 (50 amino acids)
Source: RefSeq, a predicted model, not a curated record